Molecule: messenger RNA, 5386 nt
Organism: Nilaparvata lugens (brown planthopper)
Lineage: Eukaryota; Metazoa; Arthropoda; Insecta; Hemiptera; Delphacidae
Product: putative helicase mov-10-B.1
Exons: 18
Coding region: 249-3698 (1149 amino acids)
Molecular function (GO): helicase activity
Source: RefSeq, a predicted model, not a curated record
AUUGAAAUCGUUCAUGAAGAUCUGUGAAUUGAUUUGACUCGCAUCGGAAAGUUUGUGAUCAUCUUGGAGAGUAGAUUCAAUUGUGAUUGAUUUUUGAAGAUACGUCAUAAGGUUAUCAAUUGAAAUAGUUCAUGAAUAGUGAUUAUAAAUUCAGCGAUAUUCUAUUUAUUUUGAGGAAUAUUUCCUCAGAACCAGUGGUUUUUACUCAAUACGGUGAAAAUACUUUUUUAUAACUUUACACCGGGACUAUGGAAGAAGAGCCGAUAUCAGACAUGGGUGGACGCGAGAGGAGAAGAAACAAUACGAAUGCAGCAUCCAGCAACAGCAUAUUCGAGAUGCAGCCCAGCGGCAGUGUGUCCAAGAAAAAAUGCAAGCAAAACUAUGUGAUUAUUCACAAAGGAUUGAAGCAUUUCGUGGCCAACGUUUAUCAGAAAGACAAUAGCGAGCUGUUUGUUGACAAUUUGUGUUUGAGAACGAGCGAUAAGAAGGAGCAGCUUACGUAUCCUUUUAUAAAAUGGACAGUUACCGAAGAAAGUCUACGUGUCAAAAAAGAUUGUGUAUUCUGCAGUAUUGCCUGGUUGAACCGGGAUAAAAAGGAAAAACAAGUUUUCACCGUUAGAGAACGGUCGGGAAAAAUCAUGGUCCGUCCGAAUGAAAUGAAUUUUGCUGGACCAGUGAAGAAUGCCGGCCUUGCUCCUGUCAAUGUGGUCAUCAAGAAUACCACUUCAAGAUGGCCUCUCGCUGUCGAGAAAAUCGAAGUCGACGAAGAUUUCAAACAAUUUAUCACAAUCGAAGAAUUCACCAAAACAAAUCUACUUGCUGGAGAUCAGAGUGAAAUGAAGCUUCUAGUCAACAAAAACCUACUGCCGUAUGGUGCCUAUGAUGUACCACUGACUGUGUCCUACAAGAACGCUUUACAUGCUGAGAUACAAAAAGCUCAAAUACCAAUUAGGUUCAUCAUUUCUUCUCCAGCAUCCUCUAAUGCAAAACCAAAGAUGAUUAAUGGUGAUGACGACGAUAACAUUUCUGAUGACACACCUACGAGUGUCCUUGGAAAAAAAAUAAAGUACAUGAAAUAUCCUAAAAUUGAUGAUCCAUCAAAGAAAAAAAAGGGCACAAUAGUCCUUGGUUUUUAUGAUUUGCCUGCUCCCAUAAGGCAACUGCACAAGGCUGUGAAAAAGAGCCCAGUCGUGCCAAAAGAGUUGCAAACUGAACUGCACGAAUUCGAAAAUGUUCUGGCCCAGCCACUCUCAGCCUCCAACUAUGUCGAAAAGUUCAAGGCAAUCCUCAAUUUGGAGGAGUUUCACGAGGAGAGAGCAAUCGCAAAAUUCAAUAUGUGGAAAGUACCGUUGUUUGGUGGUACGAGUUACUUGUUUAGAUUGACUGUUGGUGAUGGCUUGGCAGAAGGUAGACCAUCUGUGAUGCAAGGUGAUGAUGUCAUUGUAACCGUCAACCGAGAAGCUGAUGGAAGUGAUACAAAAACCAGCAAUAACGCAUCCACUAAAAAUAAAAAGAACAUGAAACGGUACCACGGAGUCAUCAAAAGAGUUGGUCUACGCGUUAUCGUCUUUAGAUGUGAAGAGUUAUUGGAAGUGUACAGAAAGUACCCGAAAAAUAAGUACAACAUACAAUUCGCUCUGAAUAGAUACGUCUAUCGACUUUGCUACAGAGCGCUUGACCUUCUGAAUGACAGUCUCUUGAGCGUUCUUCUGCCACAAGGGGAAUACAGGAAAUCUCAUGAAAAAAGAGAACUAGUGUUUUUCAACGAAGACAUAGCUGGCAAUCCAGAGCAAGUUCAAGCAAUCACGAAUAUAGUGAACCGUUCUUGCGCUCCGUUUCCAUACAUUGUGUUUGGACCUCCCGGAACAGGCAAGACUAACACACUCGUGGAAGCUAUACUGCAGAACUGGGCGGUAGGGAAAUCACAGCUAGUCUGUGCCAGCUCCAACUCAGCCGCCGAUGUGAUUGUCGAAGGAAUCCUGAGACUUUCGAGGCGCAACUCGUACAUGAAAUUCGACCCGAGCAAAAGUAUUCUGAGGAUCUAUUCUAAGAGGGUGGAGAUUGCCAGUGUCAGCGAAUACAUUCUGCAGCAUGAGAUUCACAAUUUCACGAAAACCAAUGAGGCUGAGUUUCCGUCUAUGGAAAGAGUGCUCGAGACGCCCAUUAUUGUCGGAACUCUGGUUACCGCUGCCAGAUUAUCUCUGAUGGGCGUGCCAGCCAACCACUUUUCACACGUAUUCGUUGACGAGUGUGGACACUGCACCGAACCCGAGUGCAUCCUGGCGAUGACAGGCAUCCUGGGUGGCGGGGAGCAAACCAAAAUCGCCGACCUCAGCGCCAAAUACGGGUGGUUCGGGUCAACCACGCCCUCCGCACCCCUGAAAACCCAACUGGUGUUGGCCGGCGAUCCUCAGCAGCUGGGCUCCACUGUACACUGCGAACUGUCCAAAUUGUAUAAUUUCGGCAACUCGCUGUUGGCACGACUGCUGAACACAACCGACAUGUAUCAGCGCAAUCCUGUCACCGGCAAGUACAACCCAGAAGUCAUCACCAAACUCAGCCGAAACUAUCGCUCGCACAACGACAUACUCAAAAUACCCAACCAACUCUUCUAUCAAGGCGAACUGCUGGCAUCAGGAAACCCGGAUGUAUUGAACAGCUGUUUGAAACUUGACUUCCUACCUCAGAAGAAACAUCCAGUCAUUUUCCACGGAGUGACUGGAAUCGAGGAGCAGGAUAACACCUCUCCGAGUUAUUACAACAUGAACGAGGUAGAUCAUGUGGUGUCCUACAUAACUAUGCUGAUCAACCAAGCUAAUGAAAAAAAGUUGGAAUUCACUUUGAAGGAUAUUGGAGUGGUUUCACUCUACAAAAAACAGGUUCAAAAGCUGGUGCAGACGUUUGAGGACCGAAAAUGGGAAGAUAUAGAUGUGGGCUCUGUGGACAUAUUUCAGGGCAGUGAGAAACACAUCAUCAUCAUUUCCACAGUGAGAGGUAGUCGUACUUUGAAAAAUGCAAGCGGAAAAAGACCUACAAGGCAACUGGAGUUUCUCAAUGAUUACAAGCGUUUCAAUGUGGCUUUGACUCGAGCCAAAGCUCUUCUGAUUGUGAUCGGAGACCCUGAAAUUCUGCAACACCAAAGCUACUGGAAAAUGUAUAUGGACUAUUGCAUGAGUUUGGGAACCUAUAUGGGAUCUAUUCCGGCCCGCUAUCGGCAAAUCAAUCAAUUGGUGCCAUUGGUCAGUCCGAAAAAAGGCAAGAAACAAAAGAAGGCAACUAAAAAAGAGCUAGAGACUGUGCAAAAUGGUGGAGGUGGAGGAGACUGUUUGAAGCAAAAAUCGCCGAAGAAAAUUAAAAUUGGUGGUGGUGGGGAUGCAAACAAAUCUGAUGAAGCGUCAAAAGUUGGAGAAGAAAGUUCAGUCAAAAAAUCUGAGGAUUCGACCAUGACUAAUUUCCAAGAUACCAUCAUGAGCCUGGAGAUUGAGGAUUUUGUGGAUGAUAGAGAUCAAGCUGGAAAAAAGAGUAAGAGUGAAUCUCCUGAAGAAGUUUUGAAAGAUGACGAGUCAUGCAACAAUAAUGUAGUAUCGUUCAAAGACCAGAAUAGUAAUGACUCUGAUAAGUGUGCAUUUGAAAUUGAUGGAAAUGAAGAGACUAAAGAGAUUGAGAAAACGCUCAAAUCCCUCACUAUUUCAAACUAAAAUAAAUUUCUACUCCAAGUAUUGCACCUUUCGGUGCCAAGUUAAUGUUUGAAUGGUGCUUAUGAAGUUUACCAAAGGUCUAGGCCUAUAUUAUUUUGCAUGAUAAAAUGAAUACGGUGUGUCAUAGUUAUAUGUAGUAUGUAAUAUUGAUGUUGAGAUCUGUAAUAGAUCUAAAAUUUAGUUUAAAAAAUAUGUUGCUGUUGUAAUAAUUGUCUAGUUUUAAUCAUUGUUGUUAUCGUGAUGGAGAUCUAAGAAAUGAUCCUCUUGAAAAUAUUACAAAUUGUUUUCAGUUACUGAGUAAUUUGUAGUGAUUCCUGAUUUUAGAUUUUUUGAAGAUGUUGUUCAAACAUAACAUUUUAGGCUAGCAAAGUAUUAUGAAAUCUUCAUCCAAAAUACAACUCCUUCCAAUUACAUUCAUCACUUUUUAUAUUUUUAUUCUACUUCUGAUUAAGUUCAUUUUAAACAAGAGAUUCAAGACUGUUUCUUGAACAAGGUAUUUUGUAAUAGUAUUUUAUGGAUUUAGUAUUAUUCGCAGAUAAUGAUCUCUAAGCAGUAUUUUAAUAAACAUUUAAAGACUAUUCUUCCAAAGUACCAUUUUGCUCAAUAAUUUUAGUUUUCUAUAAACUCAUUCCUAAAAAUUAACUAAGAAUAAUUGCAUGAAUAAAAAACUUACCAAUCCUUGAUUUUGUUAAGAAAGUGAAGUAUUGGUAAUUAUUUUUAACAAUAAAUCUAUUAUAACACAAAGAAUAACGCAAAUAACACACUAUUAUAACACAAAUAACCUUUCGAAUAAUAAAAUAUUUUUAAUUCCAAUGAAUUAUUCUAAACUAAACUUAUUAAAUACAAUAUGAAAGACUGUUAAAAUAUAUUGUACUCGAAAGAGUUACUUACUAAUUAUAAUUCACUAAUUAAUUUACUCACUUUAUAUAUAUUUUAAUUGAAACUUUUAAAAACGUUUUAUAAUUUUGUGUAGAAUCAGUAUUUUAAUUGUUGUAAUGUGAUACCUAUUUAUCACGUGACAUGUGAUUUUUAGAUGUGAUCACAUCUAAUUAUAACAUUUAUUUUAAAUUAUAUCUAACUAUAAUCAACUUUUCUUGUUUAUUUCUAUGCUCAUUUUUCAACUUGUAAAGGUGUGCUUUGUAUUGUAGCUCAUCUUCUAACAUAAUUUUUAUCUUAAGGAGUUUUGUACCUUGAGAGCAAAGACUUUAUGACCUUUGAGAUUAGGUUUCAACUUUGUAUUUUUGUAAGAUUUUAUUGGAAACUCAAUUCAAUACUCCAUUUCUAACAGACAAUGAAAUCGUACUGUGAAAUACCUUUCAUAAUGGCCAUGUUAUAUUCUAUUUUGCAUAAUUACAUCAAUAGGAGUAAUUACAAGUUGACGAAAAUGAUUUAACCAACAUGAAUGAUAUUAUUCAAAUGGAAUACCCAAGAAAUAUAUUUUCAAGUCAUUUAUGUGCUAUAAUAAUCCAUUCUCCAUUCCUCAAUCAAAAAUUGUUUUCUCUAGAGUAUUUUGUCAUACAAACAUUAUGUUCAAGUUUUCCAUUCCUUAGAAUAUCAUUGUAAUUUUUGAUACUCGUUGUAUACUAUUAAAUAUUGGAGAUUAUAAAUGAAUAUGAAAUUGAUGUGAAUUGUUGUGAUCACUGUUGUAAAUGUGAAUGUAUUUCAACAAUAAAUGGUGUUCUAAAUAA